AUGGAAUUGUCAUUAAAUAUUGUAGGCCGUAAAGUAUAUCGUAGGGUGCAUGGUUGGUUGAUAAGGGGAUCUAUUCCUCCUUCACCUAAUAACCACGAUCUUGAGUUUGUAUCGGUGGACUGGAAUUUGGAGGAGGUGUUCUCGGUGGAUUUCGGGUUAAGGAUAGCUAGGGCUUGCUCGGAGUUCGCGAGUUCGGCUUUGAUCUUUGAGGUUGGCAUAGAGUCUGAGAUGCCUCCGAGACCCGAGAAUAGACGGGAUAGGAUUGGGAAUCCGAGAAUGGGAGCAGGACAGAAUCAGCUUGCUAGGGAAAUUGUUGCGGCACUUGCAGCAGCAAAUCUUUUGCAACCACCUCGUAGGGAUAAUGUGGACAGUCGGGCCAUAGUAGCCAUGCGAGAGUUUAGCCGUAGAAAUCCACCUCAGUUUGAUGGGGAGAGUAGCGACCUCCUUGUGGCCGACCAUUGGCUUGCACAAAUUCGUAAGAUCUUUAAUGCACUUAAGAUUACGGAGGACGACCUACGGGUGAGUAUUGUCGCUUGUCAACUUACCGGUGAGGCAAACGAGUGGUGGGAAUCCGUUUUAGGAGUAAGAAGAGAUGCUAGGAGGGCAGCUAGAGUUGCAAAUCAGGAAGUCGAACCAGUUGAGGAGAAGUCGUAUCGCGAACAGCUUAGAAACCAAUUCGAAAGGUUAGAUCAAGGUGACAUGACCGUUUCAGAAUAUGCCACUAGGUUCCAAACCUUGUCCCGUUUUGCACCAGAGUUAAUUGCAAUUGAUGAUAGGAAAUGUAGGCGUUUUGAGAAAGGGUUACACCCGUCUAUCAGGAAGUUUGUGGUAGGUCAACGAAUUGGAAGGUUUUCUGACAUUGUCGAGUGCACUAGAAGUAUUGAGUAUACGGAGGAAAUACCAGAGGAGGCGAAAGUGCGGGAGUCGAGGAAACAAACCAUUGACAAGAGUGUAUCUAUAGAAACGUCUAUAAGCCAAGGGAGAAAGAGAUAUAGAGAGCAAUUCCCGUCCAGCUCAGGCCAGUAUGGUUCAGGACCAAUUAACUUUUCUAGAACAUCGGGAGAAUCAUCUGGGUUGACGAUUGUGUGUUAUCGGUGUCGUCAGCCAGGCCAUCGUGCAGUAGACUGCCCUCAAGAGAGGGAAUACCAUGGUCAGAGGCCACCUCGUGUUUGCUACCGGUGUCGUCAUCCAGGACAUUUAGCGGUAAAUUGUCCACAAUUGACAAACAGAGGGAGCGUGCAGAGACCCACGGGUUCAGGUCAUGCACCAACUACCGAAUAG
This is a messenger RNA of Rhododendron vialii, 1281 nucleotides long. RefSeq lists its product as uncharacterized. The coding region runs from base 1 to 1281 and encodes 426 amino acids. Gene Ontology annotation, molecular function: nucleic acid binding; zinc ion binding. The transcript has 5 exons. NCBI's taxonomy places the organism in Eukaryota, Viridiplantae, Streptophyta, Magnoliopsida, Ericales, Ericaceae. The record is from RefSeq and is a predicted model, not a curated record.